GACUUCCAACCAGAAGGUCAGCAAAGGAAAGUGGAAGUUGGAUUCUGAAGGAUCAGGGUGCCCACAGGAGUUUAGUUGUGGUUGGGAUUUUGGAGACUUGAACAACCAGCCUGGUGGUUUUUCCUGGAUUUCCUGCCUGUGGCCUCUCUUUGUCUUCUGUCUUCAGACUCCACCAUGAAUGUGCAGGCUUGCUCUAGGUGUGGCUAUGGGGUUUAUCCUGCUGAGAAGAUCAGCUGUAUAGAUCAGAUAUGGCAUAAAGCGUGUUUUCACUGCGAAGUCUGCAAGAUGAUGCUAUCUGUUAAUAAUUUCGUGAGUCACCAGAAAAAGCCAUACUGUCACGCCCAUAACCCCAAGAACAAUAGUUUUACUAGUGUCUAUCACACUCCAUUAAAUCUAAAUGUGAAGACAUUUCCAGGAGCCGUGGGUGGGAUCAAUGGUCAAGAAGAUGGUAAGCCCUUUAAAUCGGUUUUUCACUGGGACAUGAAAUCCAAGGAUGGCCCGAGUGCAUCUGACAGGCAGCCGCUGGUGAAUGAGAGAGGCUACUGGCCUGGAUAUGGGGAGGGGAAUGCCUGGUGUCCAGGGGCUCUGCCAGACCCCGAAAUCGUAAGGAUGGUAGAGGCGCGACAAGCUUUUGGUGAGGAGUAUACAGAAGACUAUGGGCAACAGAGCGGUAAGGGGAGCUUUCCAGCCAUGAUCACACCUGCUUAUGAAAGGGCCAAGAAAGCCAACCAGCUGGCCAGCCAAGUGGAAUACAAGAGAGGGCAUGAUGAGUGUGUCUCCAGGUUCACCACGGUGGCUGACACCCCUGAGCUGCUGAGGGCUAAGGCAGGGGGACAGCUUCAAAGUGAUGUGAGAUACACAGAGGACUAUGAACACCAGAGAGGGAAAGGCAGUUUUCCUGCUAUGAUCACACCAGCUUAUCAAAUAGCCAAAAGAGCUAAUGAGCUAGCCAGUGAUGUGAAGUACCAUGAACGAUAUCAGAGAGAAGUGAGGGGAAUGGCUGAUUCAGCCGCGGGAGCUGAGGGUGUGCUGACAAGGGAAUGUGCAGACCAGUAUGGCCAGCAGGGUCACCUAGAGGAAUGUGAGGAGCCCAGGGGAAAGGGCAGCUUCCCAGCCAUGAUCACCCCGGCUUAUCAGAAUGCCAAGAAGGCCAAUGAACUGGCUAGUGAUAUAAAAUACAGGCAGGACUUCCACAAGAUGAAAGGAGCGGCACACUACCAUGCUCUUCCAGCCCAAGACAACCUGGUUCUUAAACGGGCUCAGAGUGUUAACAAGCUUGUGAGUGAGGUGGAGUAUAAGAAGGAUCUGGAAAGUAGUAAAGGUCACAGUAUCAACUACUGUGAAACACCUCAAUUCAGGAACGUGAGCAAGAUCUCAAAAUUCACCAGUGAUAAUAAGUAUAAAGAAAACUACCAGAACCAUAUGAAAGGCCACUAUGAAGGAGUUGGCAUGGACAGGCGCACCCUCCACGCUCUGAAAGUCAGCAGUCUGGCCAGCAAUGUCGCCUACAAGGCUGAUUAUAAACAUGACAUUGUAGACUACAACUACCCAGCCACUCUUACUCCUUCCUAUCAAACAACAAUGAAACUGGCUCCUUUGAAAGAUGUGAAUUACCGUGCUGAUUAUGAGAAAAAUAAGUUGAAUUACACACUGCCGCAGGACGUGCCUCAGCUGGUGAAGGCCAGGACCAAUGCUGAGCUCUUCAGCGAGGUUAAGUACAAAGAAGGCUGGGAGAGGACAAAGGGAAAAGGGUUUGAGAUGAAGCUGGAUGCCAUGUCUCUGUUGGCCGCCAAAGCCUCCGGGGAGCUUGCUAGCAAUAUUAAAUACAAAGAAGAAUAUGAAAAAACAAAAGGCAAAGCCAUAGGAACUACUGACUCAAAGCUUCUGCACUCCCUGCAGGUGGCCAAAAUGAGCAGUGAGGUUGAGUACAAAAAAGGCUUUGAAGAGAGUAAGACCCACUUCCACCUGCCCAUGGACAUGGUCAACAUCAGGCAUGCUAAGAAGGCCCAAGCUCUCGCCAGCGACCUGGACUAUAGGAAGAAACUGCAUGAAUAUACCAUGCUGCCUGAAGAUUUGAGGACUCAGUGGGCCAAGAAAGCCUAUGGACUCCAGAGCGAGCUACAGUACAAGGCUGACCUGGCAUGGAUGAAGGGAGUCGGGUGGCUGACUGAGGGGAGUCUCAAUCUGGAACAGGCCAAGAAGGCUGGACAGCUGGUCAGCGAGAAAAGCUACCGGCAGAGAGCAGAUGAGCAGAAGUUCACCAGUGUGCCCAACAGCUCCCAGAUGGAACACGCCAAGAAGAGCCAGGAGCUACAGAGCGGGGUGGCCUACAAGGCAGGACACAAGCAUUCUCUCCACCAGUACUGCAUCAGCAAAGAUGAGCCUCUCUUCCUCCAGGCCCAAGCCAAUGCUGCCCAGCUCAGUGAGAAACUGUACAAGAGCAGCUGGGAGAACCAGAAGGCAAAAGGCUUUGAGCUGCGUCUCGACUCCCUGACCUUCCUGACGGCCAAAGCCAAGAGGGACCUGGCCAGUGAGGUGAAGUACAAAGAAGAUUAUGAAAGAUCCAGAGGAAAACUCAUUGGGGCAAAGGAUGUACAGGGAGAUUCACAAAUGAGCCACUCGCUGCAAAUGUCCAAGCUGCAGAGCAACCUAGAGUACAAGAAGAGCUUUGAGGACACCAAGUCCCAGUGCCACAUCUCCCUGGACAUGAUCCACCUUGCGCAUGCCCGAAAGGCUCAGCACUUAGCCACUGACAUAGGCUACAGGACGGUGCCCCACCAGUUCACAGCUCUGCCCUCUGACAUGAAGGUGGAGUGGGCCAAGAAGGCAUACGGCUUACAGAGUGAAAAUCAAUACAGGGCAGAUGUGAAGUGGAUGAAAGGCGCAGGCUGGGUCGCCACCGGGUCAUUAAACAUGGAGCAGGCGAAGAAGGCAGGAGAACUCAUUAGUGAGAAGAAGUACCGUCAGCAUCCAGAUGCUUUGAAGUUUACCAGUAUUAAAGACACUCUGGAGAUGGUCCAGGCCAGAAUUAGUUAUACCCAAGCAGUGGACAGGUUGUACAAGGAACAAGGAGAAAACAUAAAGCAUCAUUAUACGCAGACUGCCGACCUGCCUGAAGUCCUGCUGGCCAAGCUGAAUGCCAUGAACAUCAGUGAGACCCGUUACAAGGAAUCCUGGAGCAAACUCCGAGACGGUGGAUAUAAGCUGAGGUUGGAUGCCAUUCCGUUCCAGGCAGCAAAGGCUUCUGGCCAAAUCAUAAGUGAUUACAAAUACAAAGAGGCAUUUGAGAAAAUGAAAGGACAGAUGCUUGGCUCCCGGAGCUUGGAAGAUGAUCUCAGCCUUGCACAUUCAGUGCAUGCGACCUCGCUGCAGAGUGAUGUGAAUUACAAGAAAGCCUUUGAACACUCAAAGGCACUCUUCCAUCUGCCGCUGGAUAUGGUAACCCUAGUGCAUGCCAAGAAGGCUCAGACCCUGGCCAGUGACCAGGACUACAGACACCCGCUCCCCCAGUACACUUCCUUGGAGGAAGACCUGAGGCUGUGCUGUGCCAAGAAGGCUCAUAAGUUGCAGAGCGAGAAUCUGUACCGCUCGGACCUGAACUUUAUGCGAGGCGUUGCCUGUGUCAUCCCAGGCACAUUAGAGAUUGAAGGGAGAAAGAAAGCAUCUGAGCUCAUCAGCGAGAGUAAAUACCGUCAGCAUCCUGGCUCCUUCAAGUACACGGCCGUGACAGACACCCCCAACCUCCUUCAUGCAAAGUUCAGCAACCAGAUUACCAAUGAGCGCCUCUAUAGAGCAGCUGGAGAGGAUGUGAGACACCAGUACACCACGACCCUGGGUCUGCCCGAGUUCGUCAGAGCAAAAACAAACGCAGCCAAUCUGAGCAAUGCAAAAUACAAGGAGUCUUGGUGUAAUCUUCGUGCUCAAGGCUACAAGCUGACAAUAGACGCGCUCCCCUUCCAGGCUGCGCGGGCCUCGGGAGAUAUAGCCAGUGAUUUUCUCUAUAGACAUGACUUUGCGAAGGAGCGAGGGAGGCUCAUUGGGGUCCGGAGUGUAGAUGACGACCCCCGGCUGCAGCAUUGCCGGCGCAUGGGCCAGCUGCAAAGCGAGCGUCAGUACAAGUGGGAGGCAGCCAGCAGCCGAGCCCAGUGCCACCUGCCCAUGGACAUGGUCCACCUGGUCCACGCCAGGAAGGCCCAGGCCCUGGCCAGCGACCAUGACUACCGGAGCCAGUGCCAUGAGUUCACGGCGCUGCCUGAGGACCUGAAGAUGGUCUGGGCCAAGAAAACCCAUGCCCUCCAAAGUGAGUUUCGCUACAGGUCAGACCUGAUGGGCAUGAAGGGGACAGGAUGGCUGGCACUGAGAUCUCCACAGAUAGAGAGUGCAAAGAAGGCUGGAGAGCUCAUCAGCGAGACCAAAUAUCGUAAAAAGCCAGACAGUAUCAAGUUCACCACUGUGGUUGAUUCUCCAGACCUGCUUCAUGCCAAAAACAGCUACCUGCACUGCAAUGAGCGCCUGUACAGGUUGGGAGAUGCAGAAUCUCUGCACCAAUACACCCUGAUUCCCGACCACCCAGAGUUUGCCCGAGCCCGCCUCAACGCGCUGCAUCUGAGUGAUAAAGUCUACAGAAACUCUUGGGAGCAGACCCGGGCUGGUGGAUAUGACUUCAGGCUGGACGCGAUCCCAUUCCAGACGGCCCGGGCAUCCAGGGAGAUUGCCAGUGAUUUCCGGUACAAGAAGGCCUUCCUGCGGGACCGGGGCCUGCAGAUUGGGUACUGCAGCAUCAAUGAUGACCCGAGGAUGAAGCAUUUCCUCAAUGUUGGCAGGCUGCAGAGUGACAAUGAGUAUAAGAAGGACUUUGCCAAGAGUCGGUCCCAGUUCCACAGCCGCACAGAUCAGCCUGGCUUCCUCCAGGCCAAGAGGAGCCAGCAGCUGGCCAGUGAUGUGCAUUACAGGCAGCCCCUGCCCCAGCCCACCUGCGACCCAGAGCAGCUGAGCUUGAAGCAUGCGCGGAAGGCCCACCAGCUGCAGAGUGAUGUCAAGUACAAAUCCGACUUGAAUCUCACCAGAGGUGUUGGCUGGACCCCUCCUGGCUCCUACAAAGUGGAGAUGGCUCGGCGGGCUGCAGAACUGGCCAGUGCGAGGGGCCCGGGGCUCCGGGGGGCUUAUGGGCCGCUGGAGGAGGCUGGAGAUCAUCCAAGGGGGGAGGUGAACCCAGAUGCCACUGAGAUCCUGCACGUCAAAAGGAAGAAGGCUCUGCUGAUGUGAGUGAACGGGCUCUGCCCCUGAUUCUUGAGAAAGAAGCCACAGUGGAAGUCUGAGAGCCCUACUUUAGAUGGCUUCUGUUUGAGCAACUGUAAAAAAUGGCACCAUAGCCCAUCUCCAGAUCUGCCUUUAUUAAAAUGACAACUCUGAAAGCAAAUAGAA
Molecule: messenger RNA, 5424 nt
Organism: Heterocephalus glaber (naked mole-rat)
Lineage: Eukaryota; Metazoa; Chordata; Mammalia; Rodentia; Bathyergidae
Source: RefSeq, a predicted model, not a curated record